AUGCCCUCAGUGAAGGACCUGGUGGUGAUGCCCUCAGUGAAGGACCCAGGUGAUGCCGUCCUGUGUUCACUAGGGACGAGGAAUGUCAAGUUUAAGACUAGAGUUUGGGAGUCUGGAGGCUUUGCUGGAGACUCUGUAAAUGGCAGAACCGGGACCCAUAAGACACUGGACCUAUUAGAACCUGGAUCUAUUAGUUCUGGAACCCAUAAGACACUGGACCUAUUAGAACCUGGACCUAUUAGUUCUAGAACCCAUAAGACACUGGACCUAUUAGAACCUGGACCUAUAAGUUCUAGAACCCAUAAGAACCUGGACCUUUUAGAACCUAGACCUAUUAGUUCUGGAACCCAUAAGACCCUGGACCUAUUAGAACCUGGAUCUAUUAGUUCUGAAACCCAUAAGACACUGGACCUAUUAGAACCUGGACCUAUUAGUUCUGGAACCCAUAAGACCCUGGACCUAUUAGAACCUGGAUCUAUUAGUUCUGGAACUCAUAAGAACCUGUACCUAUUAGAACCUGGACCUAUUAGUUCUGGGGCCCAUUAA
Molecule: messenger RNA, 546 nt
Organism: Homarus americanus (American lobster)
Lineage: Eukaryota; Metazoa; Arthropoda; Malacostraca; Decapoda; Nephropidae
Exons: 3
Coding region: 1-546 (181 amino acids)
Source: RefSeq, a predicted model, not a curated record